CACCCGCACCCGCUCCUGUUCAUUCUCCCCCCCGCCCCCAAACCCUGCCUGGCACCCGCGACGUUCCCCUCCUCCACCCAGAACGCGGCGUCUAUUAAUUUCUAUCGGUGCCAGACCGAGACCAAAUUACUUGGUCAUCAGUCGUCACCGACCUUCUUGUGACACGAUCCGGCGGGUACAUAGAGAAGAAAUCUUGCCUUUCUUUCUUCUCGGUCGUUCUUGCCCCGCGCCCUCGUUUUUUCACGUCAAGCACCAUCAUCGUCAUCGCCGUCAUCAUGGCUACCAUCAGGCGUCGCGGCGGCCCUUCCCCGGCAGGGCUGCAGCAGAGGGUGGGGCUGGCGGCGGCUGGCGUCGUUCUCCUCGGGGUCAGUUGGUCGGCCAGGGCGUUUGUUCUCACUCCCCCCCGAGUCUUCGCAGCCGCGGGAAAGUUCAACGCUGCUCUACCCGCCUCACCUCGUCAAGGAUCCAGUUUCUUCAAGAUAAUGAUGUCGGAAAAAAAUAAUGUUGAAAUCGUUGCGGCUGCCGGGCCCGCCGCCGCCACCGCCACGGCGACGGCGGUUCGAACACCAGUACCAGCAGCAGGAGGAGGAGGGGCGUCCACUGCUGCUGCAGCCGCUACCGCUACUGCUGCCGUUCAACAGCAUCAGGCCAACACGGCUAUCGAGAACGUGGACGCCGUGGGUGCUGUUGCCCAGGAGGAGGUCAGGCAAGCGGGCGAAGAGGUCGUGAGGCUGACGGCCACGACCGUCGCGAGGGCGCUGCCUGGGACCUGGCUGACCGCCGGCCUGCCCAAGUGGAUGCACAUCCUGCGGCGAAGGAUGAUCACCAAGGAGGACUGGAUGCAUCUCCACGCGUCGAGUGGGGCGUUGUACAUCGCGGGAGGAUCCCUGUACCUCUUGGGCGUCAUCGGCAUGGAGCUAUUCACGGGCACCCCCCAGCUCGACACGACGAGCGCGCUGCCCCUGUGCGUCCUCGGUUUCGGCGCGCUUAACACCUUUAGCUCGAUCCCGAUGGCCAACACCCGCAGCUGGGUCUUGAGCGGGCUCUGCCUCUCAACGAUGCAGCUCUGGAACGCUUGGUACGUCUCGGGAGCCUACCCGGCCUCUCUGGCCCCCGCGGACCCCUGGCUCGCCGCCGCAAACCUCUCCUUGCUGGUGAUCGCCUGCGUCGAGGCCGAGGAGCAGAUCCUGGCCGAAAAGCGCCAAAGGGAAAUCCUGGCGCAGAAGGGCCGCCGCCGCACGGGGAAGAUCCACAUCCGCGGAGACGACCACGUGGAGGGCGAUGCCAUGAACCGCGCGGGUUCUUACGGGUCCCUGAUCUUCAACGCCCCCCACCUCUACGCUACGCUCGUGGGAAGCGGCUGGGUCGAGCGUCUCGGAGAGGCGUUCCCCGACAGUCCCGCCCUGCUUUUCCACGCCUACGUCGCCCUCGCGACCUCGACCUCGAUCGCGUUCCUGGCGCCCACGCUCUACCAGCGCCGCCUGAUCGACGCCAAGAUGAUGUCGUCCAUGCAGUUCCUGACCUUUGCGCCUGCCGUCAUGAGCCUCAUCGACGCCUCGGUGAUGGGCGCGGCAGCCACGAACAACCCGAUAGACAUCUACCUGGGUUUCCUGCACUGA
Messenger RNA from Ectocarpus siliculosus, 1619 nucleotides. Lineage: Eukaryota; Phaeophyceae; Ectocarpales; Ectocarpaceae. The record is from the annotation of a GenBank genome assembly.